AUGGGGUCAACAACAGCAACAUCGGCCCCCGCAACCACAAGGCCUUUACAACAACCUCCUCAAAAGCCCGAGAAGAAGUUCACCACUGAAGAUGUGUUAGCGAGCUUUAUGAUCAAUACCGAGGCAAAAUUUGUAAACAUCAACAAUCAAUUCGCUGAAGUGAACAAUGUUUUGAGGAAUGUUCAAGCCUCCAUUCAACCAUUGAAAAACCAGGUUGGGCAACUUGCUAGGGCAAAUUCGGAGCGCCCACCAGAUAGCUUACCUAGUAACACUGAAAAUAAUCUGAGGGAGCAUUUGAAUGUCGUCACUCUCAGGAGUGGGAAACAGGUUGAAGCACGAGCCGAGGAGAGCUCAAGCACUAAACAUAAUGGGGUAGCCAUACAAGAAAACCCUAAGCCAUCUGAGAGUGAAGUUGAAGGGAUAAAGGAAAAACAAGAUGAAGGAACCCUUAAACUACUAACACCAAGGAUACCCGAGUACAAGCUGAGGAAGCUCCCUAAGAAACUUACUGAUCCCGGGAGUUUCAUUAUUCCAUGUGUGAUUGGGGAAGGCAUGCAAGAAAAAGCCUUGGCAGAUUCUGGGGCCAGCAUCAAUGUAAUGCCUUACAAGUUGUUUUUGAAAAUGGGAUUGGAAGACAUCAGGCCCACAAGGAUGACAAUACAACUCGCAGAUCGUUCUAUAAAGAAACCAUGUGGUGUUGUUGAGGAUGUGCUGGUUAGAAUAGAUAAGUUUAUUAUCCCGGUAGAUUUUGUUAUUCUUGAUGUGGAUGGUGAUGUUAAAGUACCAUUAAUCCUCGGGUGA
Molecule: messenger RNA, 801 nt
Organism: Dioscorea cayenensis subsp. rotundata (Guinea yam)
Lineage: Eukaryota; Viridiplantae; Streptophyta; Magnoliopsida; Dioscoreales; Dioscoreaceae
Exons: 2
Coding region: 1-801 (266 amino acids)
Source: RefSeq, a predicted model, not a curated record